This is a messenger RNA of Megachile rotundata (alfalfa leafcutting bee), 2376 nucleotides long. RefSeq names its product WD repeat-containing protein 43. The record is from RefSeq and is a predicted model, not a curated record. Gene Ontology annotation, cellular component: nucleolus. Gene Ontology annotation, biological process: maturation of SSU-rRNA from tricistronic rRNA transcript (SSU-rRNA, 5.8S rRNA, LSU-rRNA). Gene Ontology annotation, molecular function: protein binding. NCBI's taxonomy places the organism in Eukaryota, Metazoa, Arthropoda, Insecta, Hymenoptera, Megachilidae.
UUAGGCUAGGUUAAGUUAGGUUAAUAAUUACAACCGCCGCAUCUUCAGUUAGAGAAACUGGAAAAUAUUCAACAGAUCUCGGCACAUAUUCGGCACAGUGGAAUCUUUUCAUCCAUAAUCACCAAUAGCUUUUAUUGUAUUAUACAUAAGUAGUACAUUACUUAUAAAAAUCAAAUUAUUUAGUAGUUUCAAAAACAUGUCAAUGGACUGAAGUCGUCUGCUGGCGGACGAAAAGAUUUUUGUAGCUUACUUCAUUUCGAAGUACCGAUAGUUAAAAAAUGGCGACUAUCGCUAAUUACGCUUUUUCUCCUGAUGGAAAAUAUUUUGCUUAUUGUGGAAAUGAUGGAAAAUUAAAAGUUUGGGACACAGGAACUGGUCGUUUAAAGCAAGAAUAUGUUUCAAACUUUCAUCUUUCUUCUCCGUGUUGCGUUUUGGCGUGGCUUUAUGUUAAUUCCCGGUCAACAAAUACAUCGCCUUCACCAUGGAAAAAACGCAGGAGGAAAUCAGUUACAGAAGAACCCAUUCAGAAGGGUGUUGUUGCAAUGGGUUCAACAAAUGGAAAAGUCACACUUUAUGAUACAACAACAUCUUCAGUUUCAUCUCAGUUAGAUGGUCAUGCUAGUACAGUUACUGCAGUAACUUGGUCUGAGAAUGUUGGUUUAUUUACUGCAGCAGAUGACCAUCAUAUUAUUCAUUGGAAUCUUCAAGAAAAUGGGGUAAAAUGUAAAUGGAAGUCAGGGAAAGGAAAAACCACAUCAUUAAUAGUCACAGAAGAUGGAAAAAGUUUAUUGUCGGGGGAGAGGGUUGUUAAAUGGUGGGAUUUGAAUACUAAACAGCUGAUCAGGACAUUCACAGGUCAUGCUAAUCAAGUUACGUGUCUUUGUGCUGUUAAGAUGCCACUUGGACACAAUUAUGUUAUUAGUGGAGCUUAUGGUGAUGGUUGUCUUAGUGUUUGGGCUUUGGAUGAACAAAGAAGUGAUAAAGCUGCUGUAGCAAGUUUAGCUCUACAAGAUGAUGCUAUAAGUGUAUCUGUAAAUAUCUCUGAAAAUUCACAAGUUAUUGUAUUGGUAGUAACUAGGUCUGGACAAGCACACUUGUUUCAAUACCAGCCAAAUGGUCGAACGAAACCUUUGAAGCCUAGUUUAAAUAUUGCAGUUGCUUCUGAUAUUAGUCAAAAAGACAGUAUUCAACAAAUUUCCAUCUUAGAUGCAAAAUUGAUGGAAGAUCAGAAACUGCUACUGGCAUAUGGAACGUAUAUCACUCCUAUAUUUGAAAAGGUUACUCCAGAUUUUUCUAACAAAGUACAAUGUUUAGUACGCUCAGAUAGUAAGAGAAGUAAAGAUAGGAAGGAAGAAAUUACUAAAGUAAAGUCUACAGUAAUAGAAGACAAUGUGGAGUACCUUGCACCUGUUGAAGCCACAACAAAAAGGACUAAAAGUGGUUCUGGAUCACAAUUACUAUUAAAAGACAGACUAGAAAAUUUGAGCCUAGGCACUGAGAGUAGCCCUACUGGAAAAAUUACAACCACAGGUAGCAAUCGAGCACAGCUUCUGUUACAAGGCUUAAAUAGUAAAGACAAAACUAUAUUAAACAAUAUUUUUCUCACCAAGAAUGAGUCUAUUAUUAGGAAUACCAUUACUAAAUUACCAAUUCAGGCAAUUGGUCCACUACUUAAAGAACUGACUAUCCUACUUCAGGGUAAAACUUACACGAGCAAAAUUGCAGUACGAUGGUUAGAGGCAUUGCUAAUGGUACAUGCAAGUCAUUUUUUGUCACAAGCAGACCUUGUGGAAUUAUUUGGACCAAUUUUAAAUUUAAUAGAUGCCAAAUUAGCUCUUUUAACAGAGCUUUCGAAACUUAAGGGACGUGUUUCUCUUGUUACUGGCCAAAUUGCUCAAACAAUGGAGGAACAUGAUAAGGAUAUUACUGAAAAUUGUUUAAUUUAUCAAGAUUCAGAUACAUCAGACGAAGAUGAUGGAGUCGAAGAUGAGGAUUUAGAAAGCGAAUCUGAUGAAAAUUGGGAAGAAAUGUCGAAUCGAGAAGAUCAAGAAGAUCAAGAGGAUCAAGAGAAUCAAGAUGAUCAAGAAGAACAAAAUGACGAAGAUGCCAGAAGCACGAAUUCUGACACAGAAGAAGAGAAAUCUAUAUCCAGUUAAAUAUUAAUUUAGUCUUCUUAUACUUUCUUCUCCUUUCAAAUACUCGCGCCUUUUAAUCUUUGAGAGAAGAAAUGAUAACUUUGUGCGAUACGAUUUGGAGGUUAAGGCAUAUGAUGGGGUGUAUGCUGUGUAAAUUUUCUAUCAGAAGGAUAGUACACGCAAAUAGUUUUGUAAUUUUGUCUAAAUGAAUGUAUUUUAAUAAAAUUUAGUAACCGUUUUA